AUGAAAAAAAAACAAUUAAAAGAAUUAAUUCAAGAUACAUUAUCACCAGCUUCAUAUGAAUUUUGGGACGAUUUUUAUGAAGAUGGACUGGGUAAGGGCGAACAGUACGAAUGGUACAUCCACUAUAAUCAAUUAAAGAACCAUCUAUUGGAAUUGGUCAAGGAUAAAGAUAGAUUAUUGCACAUCGGAUGUGGCAACAGCUUUUUAGCGGAGGAUUUAAUAGAGGACACAGAAUCAAUACACAUCGAAAUACUAAACAUCGAUGUAUGUGACAAUGCCAUCGAAAGAAUGGUCGAAAGAAAUCAAAAAAUAACUAAUCAACGUGUAAAAAAUAGUUUAAUUUAUAAAGUUGCCGAUGCCACCCAAAUGGUCGAUAUCAAAGAUGGCCAUUUCAACGGUGUAAUCGAUAAAGGCACUGCUGAUGCAUUACUCUCAACAUUGGAGUUGGAAACUGGUGAAAACGAAAUGGUAAAAUUAUUAUUGCGUGAAAUGUAUCGUGUAUUAAAUAAAGAGAAUGGUUGGUUUAUCUGUGUAUCCAGGAACACUUGUUUAGAGCCUUAUUUUUAUCAAGAUGACCAAGCAGAAUGGGAUUUAAAAAAAAUAGAUUUAACAACCAAUUCAUCAAAAGGAAAAGGAAUCCAACAGGUAAAUUAUAUAUAUUUAGCAAAACCUUUACAAUUAUCAAACGAUUAA
Messenger RNA from Dictyostelium purpureum, 693 nucleotides. RefSeq lists its product as uncharacterized. NCBI's taxonomy places the organism in Eukaryota, Evosea, Eumycetozoa, Dictyosteliales, Dictyosteliaceae. The transcript has a single exon. Gene Ontology annotation, molecular function: S-adenosylmethionine-dependent methyltransferase activity. Bases 1 to 693 code for a protein of 230 amino acids. The record is from RefSeq and is a predicted model, not a curated record.